AACAGAUCAGUCAGUAAAAAGCUCAAAGGCAAAGAAAUGAUCAAAGAACAGGAACAUUUCCCUUACCAUGAAGCUUCCUUUGAUCAACCCUCAUCAGCUGGAAGAUGGAGGAGGAGACUGCAGGUGGAGACAGGAGGGUGGUGCCUUGCAAGCCGAUGGUGGUGGCUGCAGGAGGAAACAGGAAGGUGGUGCUUUGCAAGCUGAUGGUGGUGGCUGCAGGAGGAGACAGGAGGGUGGUGCCUUGCAAGCCGAUGGUGGUGGCUGCAGGAGGAGACAGGAGGGUGGUGCCUUGCAAGCCGAUGGUGGUGGCUGCAGGAGGAGACAGGAGGGUGGUGCCUUGCAAGCCGAUAGUGGUGGCUGCAGAUGGAGACAGGAGGGUGGUGCUUUGCAAGCCGAUGGUGGUGGCUGCAGGUGGAGACAGGAGGGUGGUGCGUUGCAAGCCAAUGGUGGUGGCUGCAGGUGGAGACAGGAAGGUGGUGCUUUGCAAGCCGAUGGUGGUGGCUGCAGGUGGAGACAGGAAGGUGGUGCUUUCCAAGCUGAUGGUGGUGGCUGCAGAAGGAGACAGGAGGGUGGUGCUUUGCAAGCCUAUGGUGGUGACUGCAAGAGGAGACAUGAAGGUGGGGUUUUGCAAGCCGAUGGUGGUGGCUGCAGGUGGAGGCAGGAGGGUGGGGUUUUGCAAGCCGAUGGUGGUGCCUGCAGAAGGACAGAGGAGGGUGGUGCUUUGCAAGCCUAUGGUGGUGGCUGCAAGAGGAGACAGGAAGGUGGGGUUUUGCAAGCCGAUGGUGGUGGCUGCAGGUGGAGACGGGAGGGUGGUGCCUUGCAAGCCGAUGGUGGUGGCUGCAGGAGGAGACAGGAAGGUGGUGCUUUGCAAGCCGAUGGUGGUGGCUGUAGGUGGAGACAGGAGGGUGGUGCCUUGCAAGCCAAUGGUGGUGGCUGUAGGUGGAGACAGAAAGGUGGGGCUUUGCAAGCCAAUGGUGGUGGCUGCAGGUGGAGACCGGAGGGUGGUGCCUUGCAAGCCGAUGGUGGUGGCUGCAGGUGGAGACAGGAAGGUGGUGCUUUGCAAGCCUAUGGUGGUUUCUGCAAGAGGAGACAGGAAGGUGGGGUUUUGCAAGCCAAUGGUGGUGGCUGCAGGUGGAGACAGGAGGGUGGGGCUUUACAAGCCGAUGGUGGUGGCUGCAGGAGGAGACAGGAAGGUGGUGCCUUGCAAGCCGAUGGUGGUGGCCGCAGGUGGAGACAGGUGGGUGGAGUGUUGCAAGCCGAUGGUGAUGGCUGCAGGUGGAGGUAGAUGGUGCACACUGCAGAGGGACAGUAAAGAAAACUAUUUUGAAUUUUUAAAUUAA
Messenger RNA from Melanotaenia boesemani (Boeseman's rainbowfish), 1340 nucleotides. RefSeq lists its product as uncharacterized. NCBI's taxonomy places the organism in Eukaryota, Metazoa, Chordata, Actinopteri, Atheriniformes, Melanotaeniidae. The transcript has 11 exons. The record is from RefSeq and is a predicted model, not a curated record. Bases 105 to 1340 code for a protein of 411 amino acids.